AUGUCGUCUGGAUCCUCAUCGUCUGUCGCUGCCAGCUGGCCUGUGCCUAACUACAUCAACCCAGAGACUCGAGGUUCAGCGGGCAAGAUCGUUGGGAUCGUGCUGGUCUCUUUGGUCACUAUUAUAAUCAUCCUUCGGAUGUACACGCGACGGUUCAUUUCGAAAGGAUUUGGCCUUGAUGAUGUCCUCAUCUUGCUUGCAUUUGUGCCCGCCACAGCGUUUGCUGUUAUAGGUGUAUAUGGUGAAGUAGGUCUCCAGUGGAACAGACACAUCUGGGAUGUUGAUCCGAGACUCUAUGUUCCAUCGCUCAAGUUUAGUCUUUCUGAGUUGAUCCUCUUCGAUUUGUCAACCAGCACCACAAAGUUGUCCAUGUUGGCCAUGAUUCAUCGUGUUACAUCAAGUUCCAAGAACAAAAGAAUGAACAUCGCAGUCCUCACAGCCGCGGUUGUAAUUAGCGUGAAUGCAUUUAUCUUCAUCGUAGUAUCCAUUUUCCAGUGCAGUCCGGUUUCUGCUUAUUGGACAUUGUCCUUAAAGCCGAAGCAAUGCAUCAACGAGGCAGCACAUCUUCUGGCUGCUGGUAUCAUUAACACCAUCACAGACUUCGUCGUGGUGUUUUUACCAAUGCAGACCGUUAUUAAUUUGGAGCUGCCACGGAAGCAACGAAUCAUUGUCGUCGGACUAUUUGGUGCUGGGUUCUUGGCUUGCGCCGCUGGCAUUGUCAGAAUUUACUUCUCAUGGAUCAUGACAACUACUACCAACCAUGACACCACAUGGAACUCCUGGGCUGUGUGGUUGGCAAGUGGUAUCGAGCUUUAUGUUGGCAUUAUCUGUGCUUCAAUCCCAGCGAUCAAGCCGUUCUUCGCUACUUACCUCCCCCAAGUCAUCGACGCCAGCAUGCGCUCACGCAAGUCAUCUCGUUAUUCCAAUGACACUAAGUUGUCAAGUCCAUCAAAUAACUUCACGGGCUCCCACGCGAGCUUCCAAACCUUCAUAUACGGGCCCUCAACGCCUAACCUCUCACUCCGGCAGCCGCAGCCCGUGGCGCAAAUACAGAACGAAAGCCCACUGAGUAACGAGCUUCUCGCCGUUGGCCUCCAAAGACCAACGACGGUCCACAGGAAGUCGCCCAGCGCGGAUCUCAACAAGCCGCUCCCGACCAUCCAAUACACACAAAAACCUUCAUACCCCGCGAUGCCGCCCCUACGGACGGACUCGUCGUUCUCAAUGGAAGAGGAGGACACCGAGAGGCUCUUCUCGCCGCAGCGAAACGGUCGGAGGUUCACCGACACCUUGUCCAUCCCGGCGGCCGCGGAAGACCGCACCACCGUCUACAUAGCAUACCAGGGAGAGGACCAAGGCCGUGGCAACGUCUUCUGA
Messenger RNA from Truncatella angustata, 1377 nucleotides. RefSeq lists its product as uncharacterized. NCBI's taxonomy places the organism in Eukaryota, Fungi, Ascomycota, Sordariomycetes, Amphisphaeriales, Sporocadaceae. The record is from RefSeq and is a predicted model, not a curated record. The transcript is spliced from 5 exons. The coding region runs from base 1 to 1377 and encodes 458 amino acids.